Messenger RNA from Aspergillus caelatus, 1703 nucleotides. RefSeq names its product 3-methyl-2-oxobutanoate hydroxymethyltransferase ECM31. Gene Ontology annotation, cellular component: mitochondrion. Gene Ontology annotation, molecular function: magnesium ion binding; 3-methyl-2-oxobutanoate hydroxymethyltransferase activity. NCBI's taxonomy places the organism in Eukaryota, Fungi, Ascomycota, Eurotiomycetes, Eurotiales, Aspergillaceae. Bases 299 to 1363 code for a protein of 354 amino acids. The transcript is spliced from 2 exons. The record is from RefSeq and is a predicted model, not a curated record. Gene Ontology annotation, biological process: pantothenate biosynthetic process.
UUUCUAAUUGAUCAUUGAACCGCUACUUCUCAGAACAGGAGUACAUACAUGAUAUUACAUAGAGUGGAGGCAAAAAUCUUUGUUUUUUAUAGUAACCCUUCUGACGGGUAGUGACGCCAUUCGUCUUCUUUCCUCUCGUACACUUAAUCGGCAUUGGCCUUGCCGCCUUUGGGAUCCAUCCUUACUUUCCUUGCCUCUUUGUGAAUUAGUUUCGAUCUUGGACCUUCGCCCUUGUGUCAGUCUUCCGUCCUCAAUUGACACAUACCGGAUUCCGCUUGUACAAAUAUUAUUUGCUAUCAUGGCGUCUUCUAGAGUUGCAGCUCAAUUGAUGCUGCCGUUGCGGUCUGCCUCUAGGAGCCUUGUGUCUCGAUCGACGCAUACUUCCAUGAUUAGGCCUUUUUUGGCCGCUGUGAACAGUUCGAUUAGUCGUGGCCCGUCGCAAUGUGCUCAUUCAGUUCGACACAGUUCUCAUUCGCCGAUGGGCGCUACGCCGACGAAUCCCAGGAAGAAGGUGACGUUGCAGACAUUACGGAAUCUACACAAAAAGGGAGAGCCGAUUACCAUGCUUACUGCCCAUGACUUUCCGAGUGGGUAUGUUGCGGAGGCUGCUGGGAUGGAGAUGAUUCUGGUUGGGGACAGCUUGGCUAUGGUGGCCCUGGGUAUGGAGGAUACUAGUGAAGUGGUUAUGGAAGAGAUGCUGCUGCAUUGCAGGAGUGUGGCGCGGGCUGCUAAGAGUGCUUUCACGAUCGCCGAUCUUCCCAUGGGUUCGUAUGAGGUGUCGCCAGAGCAGGGUCUUCAAUCGGCUAUUCGGAUCAUCAAGGAGGGACGUAUGCAGGGUAUUAAGCUUGAAGGGGGUGCGGAGAUGGCGCCGACAAUCAAACGCAUUACGCAGGCCGGAAUCCCCGUUGUCGGUCACAUUGGCCUCACUCCUCAACGCCAGAAUGCACUUGGGGGGUUCAGAGUUCAAGGAAAAUCUACUGCCGGGGCUCUCAAACUGCUGAAAGAUGCCAUGGCUGUGCAGGAAGCUGGUGCCUUCAUGAUAGUUCUAGAGGCUGUGCCUGCUGAGAUUGCUGCAAUUAUUACGAAGAAGCUUCGCGUCCCAACAAUUGGUAUCGGUGCCGGCAAUGGCUGCUCCGGACAAGUUCUGGUUCAGAUUGAUAUGACCGGCAAUUUCCCUCCUGGCCGAUUCCUCCCAAAGUUUGUUAAAAAGUACGCCGACGUCUGGGGUGAAGCAUUCAAAGGUAUCCAGCAAUAUCGGGAGGAAGUAAAAUCCCGGGCGUAUCCUUCGGAAGAGUACACCUAUCCCAUUCCCAAGGAGGAGCUGGCGGAGUUUGAAAAAAAGGUUGACAAGCUGGAUCAAUAAAUCAUGAUCCUACCUUCGUUUCUGUCUACUUUUGGAUUAUGUUCUUGCAUUUGUUCCUCAUGUUGAAGCAUCCUAGCUUGCAUUUCUCAUGUCCGGCAUGGUUUUUGUGAUACCUCAUCAAUAUUGUCAUGAUUGUUUGGUUGUGGGAGAACCCAGCUGGCUGUUCUCUAUGUUCUCGCUCAAUUUUCGAAAAGCUUCAAUGCCAGUCAGCUUUAUUUUGCAUAAAAUGUGUUUGUUGGAUUAGAUAUAUCUGUAAUCCAGUGAGUUGGCAAGAACCAUUACAACUCGUCACCCAAACGCAGGCGUCAUGGAGUAGGAGACAAUCAACUGAUCAUCAACC